CCUUUUCAGUCUGAGUCAGGUUACUGGUGUGGUAUGUCGUGUGUUUCGUACGGUCUGGCACGGUUUAAUUUUUUUUCCUUUCUGCCAAUUUUGGUACCCGUUUGCUCAUACAUUAUUUGUGUGAAAGUUUUCCUUGCGGAUUGUGUCCGUCGCGAUCGGAAUAGUAGUGGGUGAUUUUGUUUCGGCACCCACCGAAAGUGCUGCUAAAAUUCGUUCAAGGAUGAAGUCGAAGUGCAAAAUUCGCAACAACUGAACCAAACCAUCUUUCAUCUCGCUCGGAUCGGGCCAACUUUAGCCUGAUUUAGCUUGUGGACGAAUAGCGGUGUAUAGCGGAGGUGGAGCAAGUGUUCAAGUAGAAGAAGAAGAAGAAUCCCUGAGCUGUUGUGUGGAGUGUUUUUUUUUCGCUCGAAUCGACCAGGGUUUGUGCCAGGAGGGGGAACUUCGGGGCGUUUCUCCUGUGUUGUGUAUUUGAAAAAUUUAGUGAAAGGAAAUUCCUUUUCAAUUUUAUUUUUGUGUGCAAAGAAGAAAUUUGAUAUUUUAUGAAGAAAUUCAGAUCGUGAAUUUGUGAUUCUUUUUGGAAUGCAUUCCGAAGCGACGAAGAGCUUCUAGUUUGUUUGCAAAAGCGUGUUUUAGUCGAAAAUGGUCUAAAGCAGUGCAAAUUUCGACUAGAAAAUUUGCAUCUGCGUUGUAAUCGUUGAACAAACUUACUUGAAACGAUCGAUAAGCGAUAACAGAAAGAUAAAUCUUAUCUGCUAUACUGGUCUUGGCCGAUAGCUGUCACUGCUUCGAAGGAACCGGACAAAACCAACACAGCUGCAAAAAUGGGUUGGGGAACCGAACUUUGGGAUCAGUACGAGAAUUUGGCGACGCACACACAAAAGGGAAUUGAUUUUUUAGAACGAUAUGGAAGCUUUAUCCGUGAUCGUAGUGCCAUCGAAAUCGAAUACGCCGGAAAACUAAGGCGGCUCGUCAAAAACUAUCAACCAAAAAAGAGUAAAGAAGAUGAAGAAAACGAAUUCUCCUCCUUCCAAGCGUUCAAAUGCGUCCUCAAAGAAGUGGCCGACCUAGCCGGUCAGCGGGAAGUCGUGGCGGAGAACCUUCAACUGCAGGUACUGCAGGGCAUCUCGCUGCUUGCGAAAAACCUCCGCGAUGAGCGCAAAAAGUCCCUCAACGAGGGUGCCUUGCUCACGCACAAUCUCAGUAAUCAGAUCGCUUCGCUGGACCGAGCGAAAAGAAACUAUGAGAAAGCUUACCGGGAGGCGGAAAAAUCCAUCGACAGCUACCAGAAGGCUGAUGCCGAUCUUAACCUGAGCCGGGCCGAGGUGGAAAAGCAGCGAAACAACAUGAACAUCCGCUGCGGUCAGUCAGAGGACGCGAAAAACGAAUACGCCAAUCAGCUGCAGAAGACAAAUAAACUGCAGCAGACGCAUUACGAGACAUCGCUGCCAGAGGUUUUCAACCGAUUGCAAGAGCUAGACGAGAAGAGAACACGAGGACUGAAGGAAUUCAUCAAAGGUGGAGCGGAUGUGGAAUCAGCAGUAGCUCCAAUAAUCGCGAGGUGUCUUGAAGGUAUGGUGAAAGCAGCUGAUUCCAUCAACGAGAAAGACGACUCGCUGAAAGUAAUAGAAAAAUACCAGUCCGGGUUCCAACCGCCUGGGGAUCUUCCAUUCGAGGAUCUCUCGAAAGCUGACUCUGAAACCUCCAAUAACUCCCAAAACUACACUCCCACCACUGGACUGAACCACUUGACGGCGAAGGGUACCACAACGCAAAAACUGAAAAAGCGUGUCGGACUCUUUGGCAUUUUCGCAAGCAAUAAGAAGAUUGUUGAGGCCUGCAUCCAAGUGAAGAACAACCUCUCGACGGACGGUAUGAAGGAAGAUUUCAGUGACUUGCCACCGACGCAGAGGCGAAAAAAGCUAGCCGGCAAGGUUCAGGAGUUGCAACAAAAAGUGGCCCAGGAACAGGCCGCCAGCGAAGGUCUGAUGAAAAUGAAGGGUGUAUAUGAGGCAAACUCUCUUUUGGGUGAUCCCCGUUCGGUUGAGGAACAGCUGAACGAAUCCGUAAACAAACUGGACAAACUGCGACUCGAGCUGCAGAGGUAUCAGAAAAUGCUCGAUCAAGCCAACAACCAAACCAUCGUACAACACAGUCCUCAAGCGAGUAGAGUGAUACAGAACGGGCAACGAUCGUCCAGUAGUCUACCUAAUUACAGACAUUCCAACGGCAGUAGCAAUCACGACAAUGAUGACCACGGCGAAGACCACCCGGACCAUGACGCUGGAAGUUUAAGCAGGUCAGCAUCAGAGAGUAGUGUACAGCAAGCGCAAAAUGGGCUUAAUAUUAACAAUAACGGCAGUUCUGCCAGUCCUGAAAGUGGUCUAGGCACAUCCCACACAUCCCUGCCUGGUUCCGGUCAGGGUAGCACAACCGAUCAGCCCAUUAAUGACGAGAUGUACUACGAAGCAGACGCCCUACAACCACUGGGCACGUGUAAAGCGUUGUAUCCAUUCGAUGCAACAAGCGAAGGUAGCAUUCCGAUGUCCGAGGGCGAGGAACUGUUGGUGAUAGAAUUGGAUCAAGGUGACGGGUGGACUCGGGUGAGAAGGUUAUGUGGCUCCAGUGGAUGGGAGGAGGGAUUUGUGCCGACUAGUUACAUUGAAAGUACGCUGUAUGCGUAGUGUUGAUCACAACGCAUUCAUAGACCAUAUGAAAACAAUUUCAUAAACGAUUAGCGGUUUACAUCCAAUCGAUCGACCGAUGUUGAGCAAAUGGAAACGGUCGUAGACUGAUGGAACCACUUUGUAAAUAUUCAGAUAACUCUACCAAUGGUAAGAAACAAAACAGUACAGUUGCUAAAUAAUAGAAAAUGCAAAAUGGGUCGAAUAGGCGAAACAUAACGAAAACAAUUAGUCGGUAAGCUUUUAAACAUUAACUUAUUACCAUUUGUUCCCGGGUGGUGUACGUGCAAGUCAAACGAUGUAUCGCAGCAAACCAUUCGAAGCUGUCCUAGCUAGGUUCUGAUUUUUGUCGGAUUCGAAACCAUCGUAAUCGCUUUUCGUGAGCUCUCGGUGUGGUGUUAAUACUAGGGAACAUAAUUUGAAGUAGAGCAAUUUAAUUUAGUCACGUAACACCCCGUCUGUUUUAUUUUAACUGAUUCAUGAGCAUUUGUGAGCGCGAGAAUGUGUGCGAAAAUACAGAACCGAAUUAAUGCUCAAACAAUAUCUUUUAUUUUUGUAAAAAUAACGUAAACUUACAUAAAUAUUAUAAAUUAAUAAAAAUAAAAAAAAAACAAACGGAAUUGCUAACUGCAAGCGUGGUCGUAAACAUUGCCAUUAAUCGAAAAGGGAUUAUAGGGACGGGAUCCGAGAAGGAGAGACAAAGAAAUCAUUUCAUUUUCUCUUUAAUAUCUUGCAUAUUUGUAGCUUCAUAUCUGAAUUACAUGGUAAUACAAUCAAGGAAGAGAAAUAUAACAUUCAUUGUUACUGCCCUAAAAACUACUAGUACAGAAGCACUGAAAUUUGAAGUGAAUAGUUUGUAUGUUUCUUUACCAUUACCACAACUCUCUAUUAAAUGCCGGCAAAGAAACGCUCUAAACACUAUCACGCUGGAAAAAUACCUGUUCAACCAUAAUGUUACUAAGUAAAAUCGAAAUAACUUACCAUAGAAAGAAAAAAAACUAUAAUCUGACGUGACGUACAUCACUAAACUAACAUAUAUUCACAUUAACAAUUAGGUAGAAAAUAUGGAAUCAUGAUCUGUGUAUUGAGUUCAUUGGACGAAGUCGCGUUAUUUGUGUUGGUUAUUUGACAGUCAAUAAACAAAAUAAAAGUGCAAGCUCCAAACAGAAUGUUUCGUUAUUGACGAAGCAUCGGAAUCAAUCCAAAAUUAGAUUUGUUUUUCACAUUCUGGUUUCAAGCUGCGUAAGUUACAAAGCAUACUGUUUGGGACCAAAGUGCAACAACGUUGAUAUAUCGUGGUUAGAGUUGUAAUGUUACCUUCGACAGACACAAGGAUUGCAAUCAAACUAGCACAGCUUCUAGCUUGAUAAGGAGACACACAAAUGACCAUUGUUCGAUUUUUCAUAUUGUAGAACGCACAAAUUAUCGAAUGAUGUGCGAAACUUGCCAUCUGGAUUCUCUGAAGAAAGUUGAUAUUUUUUAUAUUGUUCGUAUCCAUUUGUCGUCCAGCAUGAUUCAUAUUAUAUCUAAAUACUUAGCUAAUCAUUCUGAGUGACACGUGUGACGACUUUACGGACUCUAAAUAAAAACAAUAUUCUUCUACAUGAUACUACAAUCCAACAAGAAAUUUUCGCACUCAAAAAGAUUCCACCAGAAGACACGAUUUGAACCAAUUAGUAUUUUGAAUGAUUUGUAUUGUUGUAAUUGUUACAAAUAGGGUUGCCAUCACCGGUAAGGUUUUCACCCGGAGAUUUUUAUUGACCUGGGAUAAGAUUUAUAGAAAUCCGUUGAAACCAGAUCUACCUGCUGCGUUUUAAUGAGAAGUAUAAACUCUAUAAUUCAUUUACCAAAAUUGACUCACAUUCACCGCUUUGUUUUGGCAAAGCAUGAUGCACACCACUAUUAUGUGCUUAUCUUAUUAAAUUGUAAAUUUUUCGCGUUUGCAAAACGUUUUGUCGAUUAAAAAAAAUGUAAAAUUUUACCUCCUUGGCUAACGAUAAAAAUCCAAGAGCACCGGCCACGCAGACUGUGGAGGAUCAGUCGAACAAGGAUUGCCCUCUUCCACACCUAACAGGAGCAGUAGGGUGAAGCAAGCAGGAAAUCGGCAACGCCUGGGAAGCACACCGCGGUGUUUUUCGUAAUUUUUUGCUGGGCGCAAAAUAUUCGGUCGCUAGGAAGGUUCCAACAAAGUAUCAAAUCUGUUCUCCCUGGCCAAUAGCUAAGGUCCGCUGCAGGAGCAGCCAACAUUAAUCACGGAGCAACUCGUUUAACAAAUUGAGCUAAAAUCAUUCAUCGUAUCACUAGACCCGGAGAAAUCGAUGUAAGACCCGGAGAUCAUUUCCAAAAAGUGGCUGGCAACCCUAGUUACAAAUUUAAACUUGAGUCAUCUAUUUAUAAAUAUGCCCAAAUUUUCACCUUUAGUACCAGUAAAAUUUAUCACUUACCAAUAAACUGCUUGGCCAAAUGUCUUGUUUAACAUCUACCAUCUUAGUGAAAUUAUUCUGCAUGCUACAACUUGAGAUAGGUGACUUGAUGCUAUAAUUGAAAAGCAAAAUAAUUGGUUUCGGCGAAUGGCGGUUAACUAGCUGCAGCAAAUUAUCAACAAUAUAUAGGUACUAACACGUUCAAAUCGCAUCUAGAAAGCGCAAAAAGUGGUUUAUGGUUUGUAGUGUCAGUCGAUGCGAAAUACAUCUUGUUCCAUAUUUUCUCCCUAACCAUUGUACUGGAUCAACGAAGAAUAAAAACUGCAUUUGUCAUGACACCUUCAUUAUCAUAACAUUAAAAAAACUGAUUAAUUCUUCCAUUUUCCGUUAACCAAUAACUGUCAGAAACAGUCCUUUCAACCAUAAUCGUUAUCAGCCAGUGAUGAGCAAUUCAGUUACAAGAAAAUUAAACAUAUUGUUCGCAACGUGUUCGGUUACAUUAAAACAUUAUUGUCAACUAGCAAAUGUGUUUAUGGUACGCAACUUGCAAAACAGCCAUUCAUGCACCACAACACGAAAUGACUGUGUAAAUUAACAGUUGAACUAAUAAAGAGCUAAACUGAUCAGUCAGUACAACCUGAAAAUCGUUUGCCUUUCAUUUAAGUUCACUACACAACUUGAAUUUUCAUUACUCAUCAAACCUUUCGUAUUAUUUUGCUUAGAAACACUCUAAGAUAAGAUCCCUAUGAUGCAUGUGAAUUGUUCAUUCUUCGUUUAUUUUUUGUAUAUACUUACCGUGGGCCAAGGGAAUGAACAACACAAUAGCUAGGCUCUUUUUUUAAGAUUAAAAGAAUAAAAACAAUUACUAGAACAGGUAUAUGGAAUAAUUCUUUUAGCCAACAAUACGUCAUUGAAAGUCAUUUGAAACCGAAAUCAAAUUUUUCCGUAGCGGGAUACGCUUUUUGCUGGCCAAUGCAGAGCAGAAAGCGUAGGCAAUAGUAAGUAGAUAUCUAAGAAAAUAGUUUCAUUUUAAGUAGAUUGUGUGAAAGGAGUUCACAGUAAAUAAAUAUUUUUAGUUCUAGUUUCAAAUACAAUGUGAAAGCUUAGACGAUAGUGUUUAUUGACAAAUUUAUUCAGCAAUAACUGUUGAAAAAUUAUAAUUUAAAACGAAUUAGAUUGUUCUUUUAUUUAA
Topomyia yanbarensis is the source of this 6296-nucleotide messenger RNA. It is a transcript of the gene Cip4, whose product is annotated as formin-binding protein 1-like. The transcript has 12 exons. Bases 822 to 2681 code for a protein of 619 amino acids. The record is from RefSeq and is a predicted model, not a curated record. NCBI's taxonomy places the organism in Eukaryota, Metazoa, Arthropoda, Insecta, Diptera, Culicidae. Gene Ontology annotation, biological process: signal transduction. Gene Ontology annotation, molecular function: protein binding.